GUUUUGGUGUAUUUGGAUCAUUGGGUUUUGGUGUAUUUGGAUCAUUAGGUUUUGGUGUAUUUGGAUCAUUGGGUUUUGGUGUAUUUGGAUCAUUAGGUUUUGGUGUAUUUGGAUCAUUGGGUUUUGGUGUAUUUGGAUCAUUAGGUUUUGGUGUAUUUGGAUCAUUGGGUUUUGGUGUAUUUGGAUCAUUAGGUUUUGGUGUAUUUGGAUCAUUGGGUUUUGGUGUAUUUGGAUCAUUAGGUUUUGGUGUAUUUGGAUCAGGGUUGUCAGGUUUUGGUGGGUCGGGUUUUGGUGGGUCGGGUUUUGGUGGGUCGGGUUUUGGUGGGUCGGGUUUUGGUGGGUCGGGUUUUGGUGGGUCAGGUUUUGGUGGGUCAGGCUUGUCAGGUUUUGGUGGAAUAAAACAAAAAUGGUUUUGGUGGUGA
Entrophospora candida is the source of this 422-nucleotide messenger RNA. The record is from the annotation of a GenBank genome assembly. NCBI's taxonomy places the organism in Eukaryota, Fungi, Glomeromycota, Glomeromycetes, Entrophosporales, Entrophosporaceae.